Esox lucius (northern pike) is the source of this 1117-nucleotide messenger RNA. RefSeq names its product actin related protein 2/3 complex, subunit 4 (gene arpc4). Gene Ontology annotation, molecular function: actin filament binding. Gene Ontology annotation, cellular component: actin cytoskeleton; Arp2/3 protein complex. Lineage: Eukaryota; Metazoa; Chordata; Actinopteri; Esociformes; Esocidae. The transcript is spliced from 6 exons. Bases 107 to 613 code for a protein of 168 amino acids. The record is from RefSeq and is a predicted model, not a curated record. Gene Ontology annotation, biological process: actin filament polymerization; Arp2/3 complex-mediated actin nucleation.
UACAAAGUUUUGUAUAUGGCAUGUUCCAGUGAGCGCAGAGGGUCACGGAAGAGAGCCAUGGCAAGUGUACUACUUCCGUCAUCUCAGCCCCUGCGGAUACAGAGAAAUGACAGCGACUCUCCGCCCGUACCUGAACGCUGUGCGUGCCACCCUGCAGGCCGCCCUCUGUCUGGAGAACUUCUCCUCCCAGGUGGUGGAGCGCCACAACAAGCCAGAGGUGGAGGUCCGGAGCAGUAAAGAGUUGCUGCUGCAGCCGGUCAUCAUCAGUCGUAAUGACAAGGAGAAGGUUCUGAUCGAGGGCUCCAUCAACUCCGUCCGAGUCAGCAUCGCCGUCAAGCAGGCAGAUGAGAUUGAGAAGAUCCUGUGCCAUAAGUUCAUGCGCUUCAUGAUGAUGAGAGCAGAGAACUUCUUCAUCCUGAGACGGAAACCAGUGGAGGGCUAUGACAUCAGUUUCCUCAUCACCAACUUCCACACAGAGCAGAUGUACAAGCACAAGCUGGUGGACUUUGUCAUCCACUUCAUGGAGGAGAUUGACAAGGAGAUCAGCGAGAUGAAGCUGUCUGUCAACGCCAGGGCCCGUAUUGUUGCAGAGGAGUUCCUCAAAAAUUUCUAAGAAAAUUCCCAACCAUUCCUUAUGCUGAUCACGUCCGUCACCAUGGUUUCUUGGAGGGUGUGCAUUACAGGACUGAGAGGAGGGGCUGAAGUGUGACCAGGCAAUCGCAAUGGAAAACAGUAAAGACACAUCAGACUAGUGGGGUGUGGCCCUUCAUCAAUGAGGUAUCCCUGUGCUCAGAAAUAUUGAUGUUUGUACAUAGUGAAUAUUCACAGCCUCGUUUCAUUUCUGCCUUCAGAACAAAGUGUUAAAUCAGGGCGGGUCCUUAAAAUGAAACCCUAAUCAAUAUUGAUGAGCACAGGGAAACUAAUAGAUUUCUGAUAACUUAAACGGUUUGUUUUUAUAUAAAUAUUAUAUGCACAUUUCUUUUUUGCUAAGUUUUUGUUACGACAUACCUUUGACCCUGAGGAAAAUAAUUGGUGCACAUGUACACAGAGCAGACCCUAUCAUUGAUGGAAAUGAUUGUGAUAAGUGCUAGCAGUAAUAAUAAAUCCCUUUAUCCUU